AUAGUAUAAACAUGGACACCCUAUGUCGUAAUCCUUGUGAUAUUUUAAUAUGUUGUUGUUGUUAAUCCUAACCAUUGUUCAGUUGAGUUGUUAUUAUUCGACCGAUGUGUACAGUUGUUUCUCUCUGACUAAGAUCUUUUUGUGAUAAAACAAGAAUAUAACAUUGGCGACGAGGAGAAAAUUUCGUUUCUCAUGUUGUGUUACAAUUUCUUCAAGUAGUCAUGUCUCAACUUCCAUCUGUUUCGAUCAAACCAGUAGCAGAAUUUCGUCCUCAUGCGGAAGUGGGAGCAAGCCUUGCCACCCGUUGGAACGACUGGCUGGAUGAUUUCGAAAUGUUUUUGGUAGCUAGUGGAAUUACUGAUAACACACGUAAACGCGCAUUGCUGUUGUAUCAAGCAGGACCGAGAGUCAGGGAAAUUUUUAAGAAUUUAACCGAUGUUGGUGAAGCAGAUGACUUCGACUCUGCGAAGGCUAAACUAACCGAGUAUUUUGAACCUCAAAAGAAUCGGCGGUAUGAAGUUUAUAGAUUUAGACAAGCAACUCAAGCACAACAAGAAACUCUUGAUCAGUUUCAUACCCGUCUAAGAACUAUGGCUCACAUGUGUGAAUUUCACGAUGCCGAAUUUGAAAUAGAAGAGCAAAUCAUCAUAGGAGGGACGUCAUCAAAAAUUCGGAAAAGGGCACUGCGAGACCCCAACUUUGAUUUAAAGGCCAUGCUGUUAGAAGGUCGCAGGGACGAACAAAGUACACUACAAGUCAAGGAGAUUGAAUCUAAGGAUAAAAAUUUUGCUGAAGCUAAUAAGCUCACAACACGCCAUACACAGGGCUCAUUAAAGUGUUUUAACUGUGGAGGAUCAUAUCCACACACAGGGACUUGCCCUGCAAAGGGUAGAGAGUGUAAAAUUUGCAAAAAACAAGGCCAUUUUGCAAAUGUUUGUCGUGAGAAAACUUCAGGCAACAAAUUUCGGCAACAAAGGGGCCCUCGCAACCAAAACAGAAAACCAAAGACCGUGCAUUCUUUGGACAAUACAUCUUUUGAAAAUAUGCCAUCAUCAGAUGAGGAUUAUUUGUAUGCUGUCAAUAACGGAAAUUCCAAAAGCCCUAAAGUCGCUGUCACGGUUUGCGACACAGUUUUUCAGAUGACAAUUGACACUGGCGCCGCGAUUAAUGUUAUUGAUCAAAACACCUUUUCACGUAUGAAAGAUGUUAAUUUGCAGAAAACAAAUAUGAAAGCUUUUCCAUACAGCAGUUCAAAGCCUGUUCAUUUGAAAGGACAAUUCAAUGCUGUCAUAGAAACAAAGAACCGUCUCACUCUUGCUACGUUUUAUGUUAUGAAUGACUCAAGUAGCGGAAAUCUUUUAUCAUCGUCUACAGCAAUGGAUCUUGGCCUAAUAAGCCUUCAUUUGAAUACAUUAUCAAGAAACGACACUCAGAUUGAUGCCAUACUCAAUAAAUACCCGGAAGUGUUUGAUGGACUUGGUAAGCUGAAAGAUGACACUGUUACUUUAAGUAUUGAUCACAGUCAGACGCCCAAAAUUCAGCCUCAGAGACGUAUUCCUUAUCAUAUGCGUCAAAAGGUAAAAGAAGCUCUUAAAAAGUUGGAAAAGGAAGAUAUUAUCGAGCGUGUACCAGCCGAUAAAGGGACACCUUGGGUUUCUCCUAUAGUCAUUGUGCCAAAAAAGGAUGGGGCGGUCAGAAUAUGUGUUGAUAUGCGCGUCGCUAAUAACGCAAUUAACCGCAUACGUCACCCUAUUCCUACAGUAGAUGAUGUGAGCUGUGCACUCAAUGGUGCGAAGUUUUUCUCAAAACUAGAUCUCAGCCAAGCUUAUCAUCAACUAGAACUGAGUGAAGAAAGUCGUAACAUUACUACUUUUUCAACUCAGGUUGGUUUAUUUCGUUAUAAACGUUUGAACUAUGAUACAAACGCAUCUGCUGAAAUAUUUCAGUAUACCUUACAGAAAGCAUUGCAAGGUUUGAAUGGAGUUCAAAAUAUCGCUGAUGAUAUUGUUGUAUAUGGAGCUACACGCGAAGAACAUGACGCUAAUUUAGACAAAUGUCUGGAACGUUUGAAGAAUAAAGGACUUACUUUGAACAAAAGCAAGUGCAAGUUUCUAAGUGAAACUUUGGAUUUUUUCGGUCAAAUCUUUUCAAAAGAUGGAACACGCCCUGAUCCUAAGCGUGUGAAUGACUUGCUCAAUGCAGCAGUUCCGAAAAAUGCUCAUGAUGUAAGAAGCCUACUUGGUACGGCGAACUAUAGCAGUAAGUACAUACCAAACUUUGCCACUAUUACUGCUCCUCUCCGAGAGUUAACUAAGAAAAAUGCUCAUUUUUCUUGGAACACUGAACACCAGGCUGCUUUUACAAAGCUUACUACAGCCUUAUCGUCUGCUCCUUGUAUGUCAUAUUUUGACAAAAAUAAAGAAUCCUACGUACUGGUAGAUGCAAGUCCAGUGGGACUAUCAGCUAUAUUGUCUCAAAAGACAACAGGACAGGAGGAUCAAACAGUUAUUGCAUAUGCGAGUAGAGCUUUAACGGAUGUAGAGACAAGAUACUCGCAGACAGAGAAAGAAGCAUUGGCUAUCGUAUGGUCAGUGGAACAUUUUCAUCUAUAUCUAUAUGGACAUCCUUUUACGUUAAUUACAGAUCACAAACCGUUAGAAGUGAUCUACGGCAAUCGCAACUCUAAGCCCUCUGCACGCAUUGAGCGUUGGGUUUUGCGUUUGCAACCAUAUUCAUUCAAUGUCAUAUAUAAGCCAGGCAUUGAUAAUCCAGCUGAUUAUUUGUCAAGGCAUCCCGCUCCUAACAGUGGUAAAAAGCAACAAAUUAUGACUGAAGAAUAUGUGAAUUUCAUAACUGAACACAGCGUACCUAAAGCUAUGACAUUAAAAGAAAUUGCAGAUGCAACUUCUGAAGAUCAUGCUCUUAAAGGUCUUCGAGCCGCGAUACGAUUGAACCAAUGGAGUUCAAUUGCAAAGUCUUUUAGCAGUUGUAAAGAUGAAUAUACAAUUGGAAAAGGCAACAUUAUCCUUCGAGGGACAAGGAUCGUCAUUCCAAAUUCACUACAGCAAAAAGCAAUCGACUUGGCUCAUGAGAGUCAUCAAGGUUUGUCGAAAACCAAAGCUCUUCUUAGAGAGAAAGUCUGGUUUCCAGCUAUAGAUGAAAUGGUAAAAAAGACUAUAGAUUCAUGCAUAGCAUGUCAAGCGGUUGGUCAAGCAGCACCACCAGAGCCUAUUCAACCUUCAGACAUGCCAUCUGGGCCAUGGGAGAAGUUACAUAUCGACUUUUGUGGACCAUUACCAUCCAAUGAAUACUUAUUGGUUGUCGUCGAUAGGUACUCGCGUUACCCAGAGGUUGAAGUAGUUAAAUCGACAAAAGCUUCAUGUGUAAUACCGAAACUUGACAAAAUGUUCGCUACACACGGCAUUCCCGUUGCAAUAAAAACCGAUAAUGGACCACCAUUUUCAAGUGAGGAGUUGCGUCGAUAUUGUGAUGCAUUGAAUAUCAAACAUGAAUUCUCAACUCCAUAUUGGCCUCAAGCCAACGGCGAGGUUGAACGCUUCAAUCAGCCACUUGAAAAAGCCUUACAGACAGCUGCCAUUGAAGGAAAAGUUUGGCGUCAAGAGCUGCAAAGGUUUUUACUCCAAUAUCGUUCAACGCCGCAUUGCACAACAAAAGUUGCUCCAAGCCAAUUGCUAUUUAACAGGAAAGUUCGUGGGAAAAUACCAGAAAUUACUGGCAGAAUUGUGAUUAAUAAACACAAAGAGGCUCGCGAAAAUGAAAUUAAGAGUCAGAACUAUCACACGAAAUACGCAAAUCAACGUAGAAAUGCAAAAGAAAGCUCUAUAGCAGUUGGUGAUACAGUUCUAGUUAAACAACAACGCCGCAACAAGAUCACAUCUCGUUUUAAUAAGACACCGUACUUGGUUGUUGAAAGGAAAGGAACACAAGUAACUGCAGAAAACAGCCAAAAACACCGAGUCACGAGAAAUGUAUCUCACUUCAAGCGAUUCAAUAAUUCUGUAAUUCGCACAGAAGAGUCGGAAACAGAUAGUGAUGUUGGUAAUGAAGUAGCAGAACAACGUACUUCUCAAGAACACAGAAAUAAACAGACAGAAACUGGAACUGGAGUUAUUGGUCCAGGAAAUCGUCGUUCUCAAAGAUUAAGAAGACCACCAGAAAGAUUUGGCGAAGCUAUGCCAUCGAACAUUAUAACAUGAACAAAUAACUUCUCAAAAGGGGAAGUGAUGUAAUAUAGUAUAAACAUGGACACCCUAUGUCGUAAUCCUUGUGAUAUUUUAAUAUGUUGUUGUUGUUAAUCCUAACCAUUGUUCAGUUGAGUUGUUAUUAUUCGACCGAUGUGUACAGUUGUUUCUC
This is a messenger RNA of Rhopilema esculentum, 4374 nucleotides long. The record is from RefSeq and is a predicted model, not a curated record. Lineage: Eukaryota; Metazoa; Cnidaria; Scyphozoa; Rhizostomeae; Rhizostomatidae.